Messenger RNA from Rhineura floridana, 2869 nucleotides. It is a transcript of the gene USP21, whose product is annotated as ubiquitin specific peptidase 21. The transcript is spliced from 15 exons. Gene Ontology annotation, cellular component: cytoplasm. Bases 395 to 2290 code for a protein of 631 amino acids. The record is from RefSeq and is a predicted model, not a curated record. NCBI's taxonomy places the organism in Eukaryota, Metazoa, Chordata, Lepidosauria, Squamata, Rhineuridae. Gene Ontology annotation, molecular function: cysteine-type deubiquitinase activity. Gene Ontology annotation, biological process: protein deubiquitination.
UUUUUUGAGGGAGAGGAGAGAGUUUGGAUUGGCUAUUGAUCUAUGGGGUUAUAUUGCGAUACAAGUAGAGGCUUCUCUCUGCGUAGAGAGGGGCUGGUGCCCCCUUGGGUUUCACCUCUGCAGGCGACACCCCACGUUAUGCAUGCCUGACACGAGGGGAGAGGAGAGGCAAGGGAGCGGUGCCUUACAUUAUUAUGUAAUCUCUGCAUAAUAAUAUGUGGGGCAUCUGGCUGAACGAAGUUCAAGUUGGGAAGCUGAACCUUUGCCUGACAUCGGAGAACAGCAAAAGGGAGCCCUCAGGUGGUCAGCUGCCUGUGUGAGGUGUGAGCCAGGGGCCAGCGGGGGCAAGAGUCUCUUGGCCUGUGAGAGGACAUUCCUCUCUUUCCUCUCCACGAUGCCCCAAGCCUCCGAGCACCGCAUGAGCCGAGCUAGAGAGCAAGUGGUCAUCACCUCUCAGCCGAAAGCCACCUCUAAGCUCCCAAAUGGACACCGGGGCCCAAGCCAAGAGCACCGGGGCUCUUCUUCCUCGGCUGUAUCCAAUGGACUCUCUGUGACUUCCAAACUUCGCCCUUUACCGCCUAGACCAAGCCCUCUGGACGACAGGGGCAAGAAGCUGGACCUGGACCGAAGCAGAACCUCCAAGCGCGGUGAUGUGCUGCGUGGCUCUGCCACCCGCCGGGGCCCAGUCAAGGCGGACCACGCACUUAAAGUGCCUGCCUGCCCACUGGCCGGCACCAUCUCUGGCAGCGCCUCUUUUGCAAUGCCCCCUGGCGUGCUCCUCGGUGGGCCGGACUCGGAGCGCCGAAAAAGCAACCUGCUGCGCUCCAAGUCGAUCAGUAUCGGGGACUUGAGCCAGGCCGGCAGCCGUGGAGAGGAGCAGCUGAGUGCUGUGCUGAACCGGCUGGCUCUCCGGGACCGCAGCCCCUCCUGCAGCCACAAGCCCGGCCUGGGUGCGCUGGCCCUGAGGAGGAGCUCAUCCCUCCGGAGAGUCAACGUGACCACUGGGCUGGACGGGAGGCCGUCCGCUACCCUGCUGUCUGUCCGCAUGGAGGGCUGCCCGAGGACUCGCCCCAUGGACUCACAGGCUACAGAAUAUGCUCGCUCCCAAGACUUCUCAGUCUCCACGAGCCCGCCCCAGAGCAAGGCCCCCGUUCCCAGCAGGCUGGAGGAGAAGGCUGCCACUACCCAUCACACCCUCCUGCUAGGCUCUGGGCACCUAGGUCUUCGCAACCUUGGCAACACGUGCUUCAUGAACGCUGUGCUGCAGUGCCUGAGCAGCACCAAGCCCCUGCGGGAUUACUGCCUCCGUCGGGAAUUCCGCCAGGAGCAGCCCAGCGCGCUGCGGACCCAGCAGGAGUUGACUGAAGCCUUCGCAGAUGUCAUUGCCACCUUGUGGCAUCCCGAUGCCACGGAGGCCGCCAACCCCAGCCGCUUCAAAGCUGUCUUUCAGAAAUACGUGCCAUUCUUUACAGGAUACAGGCUACUGCUUUCUUCUUUCUCUAGCCAGCAGGACGCUCAGGAAUUCUUGAAAUUCCUUAUGGAUCGGUUGCACGUAGAGAUCAAUAGGAAAGGGCGCAAGACUCCCAGCAUCCUCUCUGACGCCAAGCGGACUGCAGUAUUGGAGGACGCUGACACCUUGAGUGAUGACGAGCACGCCAACCAGAUGUGGAAGCGCUACCUGGAACGAGAAGACAGCAAGAUUGUAGAUCUCUUUGUUGGUCAGUUGAAAAGCUGUCUCAAGUGUCAGGCGUGUGGCUAUCGGUCGACCACGUUUGAAGUUUUCUGUGACCUCUCUCUGCCCAUCCCAAAGAAAGGCUUCACCGGUGGGAAAGUCUCUCUGCUUGACUGCUUCAGCCUCUUCACCAAGGAGGAGGAGCUGGAUUCUGAGAAUGCACCGGUGUGUGACAAAUGCCGGCAGAGGACCCGGAGCACCAAGAAGCUGACCAUCCAGCGCUUCCCCCGCAUCCUUGUCCUGCACCUGAAUCGGUUCUCCACCACCCGCUACUCCAUCAAGAAAUGCUCUGUCUUUGUGGAUUUCCCCCUCCAGCAGCUGAACCUGAAGGAGUUUGCCAGCGAAAAAGCUGGCACCCCUGUGUACAACCUGUAUGCGCUGUGCAAUCACUCUGGCAGUGUCCACUAUGGCCACUACACGGCCUUCUGCAAGGACCAGGCUGGCUGGCGGGUUUACAAUGAUUCCCGGGUGUCUCCCAUCAGUGAGAACCAGGUCCCAUCAAGCGAGGGCUAUGUCCUUUUUUAUGAGCUGGAUGACAUGCACUGGAAGAAACAGUAAUAAGUAUUGAACCCAGCACUUUUGGCCUGCUGCCCUCUUUACCUCAGAGACUGGUGCUCGGGUCUUUUUAAAAAUGAAAAGCAUUUAAAAAAAAAAAAAGAAGACCGCAACGACAACAACAAAAAAACCAAUAAAACCCACACAUGACACUGUGCGUGCUUUUGUUCCCAAGACUGACCCGGGUCAGCCACCUCUCCUCCAUGUACGUACCCAGGUUCCCUUUUAUUUUAUUUUUCCUGUUCAUUCUUUUUAAAAAAAUAAAAUAAAAAUUCAUCAGGUCUUAAGGCCCGAUGGGAGCGAAAUGCUCACUCCCAUCGAAGGAUUGUGGUUAUGGGGCAAGACCUAGCAGAGGGGGGAGGACGCGUUUGUGAAGAGGUGCUGGUGUAGGAGGAAUCGCACAGGGCCUCCCCGGUCUGUCCAUCCGUGCCCCCCCCCCAGCCCUCAGGGGAAAUUACACAUGCUUUCCCCCUCAGUCAGAGACUGGCAACCACUACUGAUUUUAACGAAUAUGUGACUUUGUAUAUAAUGACGGAUUUGUACGUAGAUGCUGAGAGAAAAAUGAAGAGGCUGAAAGUUUUU